AACCUCCCACAGACAAACCUCUGUUUUGAAUCUUAUUGUUGGCACUGAUUUUCAAAGCUAUCCACAUAAUCUUCUUAUUGUUUGAAAUUGAACUAUCUAUUAUUAGAAAGCUAGCUUGUAGUAGACCAUGACAACCCCCACCAAAGCACCCCGCCGCAGAAGCGAAAGCCCCCUCAUGAUUCGACGACCACCAAAAAGUCCUCUAUCCUUGCGUGGGCAUCGGUUGGUUUGGAUGUUGUCAUUGUCCAUGUUCUUUUGUGUCUUUUUGGCGUGGGAUCAGAUUUCCUACCAGUUUCUCAUGAUGAAUGCCGAAGGCGAGACUGUUAACAAGGCCUUCCAAGUCAACCCCAAAGUCAACCACACCGGUGUCAUUCGACAAAUAUCCUUGAUUGGAGAGCGAAACUCGGGAACCAAAUGGAUGUGGGCCCACUUGGCAGAUUGUUUCAACCACUCCAUUCCUGUGGAAAAGAAGUUUUCACGCUAUAAGCAUUGGUUCCAACCACGUGAUUACUGGCGAUACCCCCAUGAUACCCUGGUGAUUGCCGAGUUCCGCAACCCCUAUGACUGGCUCAUGGCAAUGCAUGAGGUGCCUCAUCAUGCUCCCGCUCAUGCCAACGUCGGUUGGAAAACCUUUCUAAAGAAAAAGUGGACCACGAAUCGCACUGGCUUGGAUCUGGAACUCAAGGGGGAUGAGUUGUGCCAACAUCAUUUUAAAUACAAGGAUAUCAUUUCCUGUGUCCACAAACCUGAACCCCAUGUCCCCGUCGACAAUCGACAUUCGCUCGACAAACCCUUUUAUGAAAUGCGCAAUGAUGGAAGUGGCAAACCCUACAAGAACAUUAUGGAACUCCGCAGCGACAAGAUUCGUAACAUUAUGGAAAUCAAAGACUUUCCUGGCGUGGCGGAUCUUUGGAUGGUACAGUAUGAGUUCCUUCUGAGCACGGGUACACAGGAUUUGUUGGAUCGCAUCACCGAGUGGACCGGCGUGGAGCCUCGCUGCAAGGCAUACCCUCCUCAGUUUCGGCGACAACGCAACAUUAGCAAAGAUUUCGUCUACUAUGUGACCGAUCACUUGAACUGGACGGUGGAGGCAGAGAUUGGAUAUGAACCCAUGGCAAUCAUGGAGGAAAACGAUGAUGAUGACUAUGAUCGUAGCUAAUAGGAGUUGCUUGGAUUGCCAUAGGCUAUCCCUAGCAAUGGUACCCAGAGGUGCAGUCCUUUUCUCAAGUACUGUAUUACAUGUAGUGCAACGUGUCAUCUAUAUAGAAAGCUAAGACAUGAAACAUCUAGAUAUCCGUCCUC
Seminavis robusta is the source of this 1302-nucleotide messenger RNA. The record is from the annotation of a GenBank genome assembly. Lineage: Eukaryota; Bacillariophyta; Bacillariophyceae; Naviculales; Naviculaceae.